Molecule: messenger RNA, 959 nt
Organism: Empidonax traillii (willow flycatcher)
Lineage: Eukaryota; Metazoa; Chordata; Aves; Passeriformes; Tyrannidae
Gene: TNFAIP8L1
Product: TNF alpha induced protein 8 like 1
Exons: 2
Coding region: 345-905 (186 amino acids)
Biological process (GO): regulation of apoptotic process; negative regulation of TOR signaling
Cellular component (GO): cytoplasm
Source: RefSeq, a predicted model, not a curated record
GGCCCGGGAACCGGGAAUAGGGACCGGGAACCGGCACCCGACACCGGCAUCCGAGAACCGGGGACAGGCACCGGGAAUCGGCACCGGGAACUGGCAGAGGGAACCGGCAUCGGGCAUCGAAGACCAGGCACCGGACAUCGACACAGGGCACCGGCACCUCCACCGAGGACCAGCUUCAGGCACCGGGAACUGGGAUCGGAUCACCGGUACCGGCUGCGGGGCCCUGCCGGGCAGGGAGAGGCGCCGGGGGAAGCGGGAUCCCCCGCCCGGCCCGGCCCGGCCCGCCGGGGGCACCGGAGCAGCCCCGGUCCCGGUCCCGGUCCCGGUCCCCCGAGCAGGCAGGGAUGGACACCUUCAGCACCAAGAACCUGGCCCUGCAGGCCCAGAAGAAGCUCCUGAGCAAGAUGGCCACCAAAACCAUCGCCAACGUCUUCAUCGACGACACCAGCAGCGAGAUCCUGGACGAGCUGUACCGGGCCACCAAGGAGUACACCCACAACCGCAAGGAGGCCCAGAAGAUCAUCAAGAACCUCAUCAAGAUCGUGAUGAAGCUGGGCGUGCUGUACCGCAACGGGCAGUUCAGCCCCGAGGAGCUGCUGGUGAUGGAGCGGUUCCGCAAGAAGGUUCACACCCUGGCCAUGACGGCCGUCAGCUUCCACCAGAUAGACUUCACCUUCGACCGCAGGGUCAUGUCGGGGGUGCUGCUGGAGUGCCGGGACCUGCUGCACCAGGCCGUCAACGGGCACCUGACGGCCAAGUCCCACUCCCGCAUCAACCACGUCUUCAACCACUUUGCGGACUACGAGUUCCUGUCGGCGCUCUACGGGCCCUCCGAGCCCUACCGCACCCACCUGACGAGGAUCUGCGAGGGGGUCAACAAGAUGCUGGAGGAGGACAACAUCUGAGGGGGCUCUGCCCUCCUGGGAGGCUGCGGUUGGGCUGUUUGCCUGCCCUGACGU